Molecule: messenger RNA, 1476 nt
Organism: Drosophila eugracilis
Lineage: Eukaryota; Metazoa; Arthropoda; Insecta; Diptera; Drosophilidae
Product: histone H3.3A
Exons: 3
Coding region: 234-644 (136 amino acids)
Cellular component (GO): nucleosome
Molecular function (GO): DNA binding; structural constituent of chromatin; protein heterodimerization activity
Source: RefSeq, a predicted model, not a curated record
CGCUUCGGCGCUGUGCAUCGGUCUUAACUUUGGCUCCCAGCCACAUCCACCCGUAUAGAUCCAUCAUAGUUCGUAUAUAUCCUAGCCGGUUGCAUCGUCCUGUAGGCGGCUGCACUGCGCCUGUGCUGGCCUAAAAGGCCAAGAGUUUGUGAAAAGUUUCUGGCAGUCGAGUUUUAUGUUUCGUUUGGAUAGGAUCGCCGUGUUUUUUUGGUUCAAAAAUAUAAGAAGAUAAUAUGGCCCGUACCAAGCAGACAGCCCGUAAGUCUACCGGAGGAAAGGCUCCUCGUAAGCAGCUGGCCACCAAGGCUGCUCGUAAGUCGGCGCCAUCCACUGGCGGAGUGAAGAAGCCCCAUCGUUAUCGUCCCGGAACUGUGGCUCUUCGUGAAAUCCGUCGUUACCAGAAGUCGACCGAGUUGCUUAUCCGCAAGCUGCCUUUCCAGCGACUUGUUCGUGAAAUCGCUCAGGAUUUCAAAACCGAUUUGCGUUUCCAGUCUGCAGCCAUUGGAGCCCUGCAGGAAGCUUCUGAGGCGUACCUCGUGGGUCUCUUCGAAGACACCAACUUGUGCGCUAUCCACGCCAAGCGCGUGACUAUCAUGCCCAAGGAUAUCCAGUUGGCGCGCCGUAUUCGAGGCGAGCGUGCUUAAGAAUCAUUUAGAGGAGUAGAACAGAAGGGUCGUACACUGUCGUCCAUUCCCAAACAACAAACUAUUCGGAUUUUCAUUUCGUUGAGGGAGAGGAGCCAAAUGAGCACCAGUGACGCUUUGAUAAGGCCAUUCUAUCAUCAUAUUUACAUGUAUACAUUUAUCAUCCUUUUGUUGUUUAAUCGGAUCGUCAGAAUGUCGAUGCGAAAAACACCAUACACAAAACGACACACAACAUUACUGUAAUGCUAAACAUAUUUGUAACUCUUAUUAUUACUAUUAUAUAUUAGUUAUAAGGUUUUUUUUCUCCACCAUGUGUCUGCGGUUUGAUCUUGUCGGAGUGUCGCGCUUUUUCCACCCAAUUCCUGGUCCACCACUUUUGGAAGGGGAUUCUCCUGGUCUGCCGUCGUCGCCUGUCCGUCUGUAACAUCUGCCACCAACAACUCCAACAACUGUUCAGCUGGUGGACACAGGUUUCCAGAAAUCCGUGGUCUUUAAGGCGCCUGUUUCCUUUUUAUUUUUUUUUUAAUAAGGAGGGAGCUCAACAUCUGGCUGCCGGGACUGCGGAACUGGAGAUCGGUGUCAUCAAAACGCCAACUGGACGUGGUAAGGCGGACAGACGGCGGCGGACCGAACAGUGGAUAUUCCUGGAUCCUUGGAAGGGCGGCGAGAACGUUACAACCUAGUAGUCAAACCGUAGGCACAUGGCAUUUAAUGAAGAUGGUAUCCACAUAUAACACCGAAGACCGAAUUGAGUACACUUAACUUUUACACUUACGUAUAUUCAUAUAUACAAAAAUAUAUAUAAAUAUCUAUAUAGAAAACAAAAACACUA